UGACGCUCAUUUAGGAUAUUUUCCCGAUAGCGAAGGGAUUAUAAAGAAUGGCAGGUUUACCGACGCUAUUCCGUUUUACCAAGAACAACGACCGCUUGACUUUCAACCAACGCUUGUUCUACGAGAAAAAUGGAUUUUUAAUCAUCUCCGAUCUUAUACCGCAAUACAUAUUGGACAAGUGUUCCAAGAGAUACGACGACGUCAUUGCCAAGAAGAUCGAUCCAGGAAACAUCACGAUUAUGCGGGAUAUAAUCGAUAAGAAAUCGGUCAACAAGAUACAAGACAUUAAUCACGACGAAGUUUUUCAAGAAUAUCUCCAACAUGACAAGUUGUUGGAUAUAGUCGAGUGUUUCACGGGUCCUAAUAUAAUGGCCAUGCACAGCAUGUUAAUAGCGAAACCGCCGGACGUGGGAUUGGGUUCGAGCUCACAUCCACCGCAUCAGGACCUUUAUUAUUUCCCUUUCCGGCCAGCCGACAAGGUGGUCGCAGCGUGGACCGCGAUAGAGCCUUCUUGUCGUUUAAACGGUUGCCUUUACGUUAUGCCUGGAAGUCAUGCGCUCGACAAACUGUACGAGCACGAUUAUCCUCCCGGUUCGAAACCGAAUACGAUCAACAAGUUUUAUCACGGCAUUCUGAAUUUACCAUCUAUGGACAAAUCCUACAUCGAAAUGAAAUCCGGCGAUACCGUCUUCUUCCAUCCUUUGCUCGUACACGGAUCCGACAGUAAUCGAUCCAACGGAUCGAGAAAAGCCAUUUCUUGCCAUUACGCUUCCUCCGAUUGUUACUACGUCGAGGCCAAAAAUCUAAUAGAGAAACGAAUUCGAAAUGAGGUUCUGACGACUUUAAAAAAACGAUACCCUGAUUGGAAUUUAACGUACAAGGAUAUCUGGAAAAUUAAAUCCACGCUCGUACGCGGCGCUCGAUCCUCGUUGUAGACGACCUCUCUCGUCUACGUUUGGGUAACUACGUAUGCGGUAACUAUUCUUAAAGCAAUAACAAUUCUCUCAAGUUGAAACGGUUCGACGACGAUAGGAAAGGAAAUUUAUCGGUACUCGGUCAGGAGUAAUCAAUUGCACGACAGAAGAAGAUGUAACGACAACACCGUCGUUGUCGCGAUUAUUAUUCAAUGACUUGAUAUCACGACGAUGUCGUUGAUGAUUAUAAGGUGGUUGAACGGUGUAACAAUGUUUCGAAUGAGGAUCUUUAUAGGUGUUCUCGUGUCGCACGCUGGCACUGGAAGUACGACAGGCGGCGAGGCAAGUUUGAAAUCGAUCCAUGUUGCGAAGGCGCACCUUUAUCGCAUCGUCAUCCUUUGUCCUUUGAAGAUUUUUGCCACUUUCUACGAUAUCCUUCUUUCCCUUUAUAUGCUAUCGACAUAAUGAUAAUGAUAAUGUCUGUAUCGAAAUAAAGACGUUUACGAGAAAUAA
Molecule: messenger RNA, 1427 nt
Organism: Vespula pensylvanica (western yellowjacket)
Lineage: Eukaryota; Metazoa; Arthropoda; Insecta; Hymenoptera; Vespidae
Product: phytanoyl-CoA dioxygenase, peroxisomal-like
Exons: 5
Coding region: 48-935 (295 amino acids)
Biological process (GO): fatty acid alpha-oxidation
Molecular function (GO): phytanoyl-CoA dioxygenase activity
Source: RefSeq, a predicted model, not a curated record